CAAGCCCAGCGAACACCCCUCUACUCGCCUUUCUCAAAAUUCUUCCUCGUCCGUCCAAUGGUCCCUCGAUAGUUGCCGCGCCCGAGAUAUCUACCCCAUGGAGCAGACCUUCGAUCUCCCGGACUCGACUGAUUGGCUCGACACGCCACUGUCACUUGUCGCGCCCCUCGAGUCUUCGCUCCGAUGCCAGGUCUGCAAGGACUUCUUCGACAAUCCCGUGAUUACCUCGUGCAGCCAUACCUUCUGCUCGCUCUGUAUUCGGCGGUGUCUAAGCACGGAAGGGAAAUGUCCUGCGUGUCGAAGCUCAGAUCAAGAAUUGAAGUUGCGGCGGAAUUGGGCUGUACAGGAACUAGUCGAGGCGUUUCAGAAUGCUAGACCCAGUGUCUUGGGGCUCGCAAAGAAGGCUAAUACGCCGGAAAAUGGUACUAGUGACGGCGACUCGGAGGGGCCAGCAUCAAAGAAGAGGAAGGUUGAGGUGGUAGAGGGGCCUGCUGCUACGGCUUCGGACGGCGUGAGGACUCGAUCGCAAACCAGAGGGGUGGGCUCUCAGGAAGACCCGGUCGCGAUCGAGGUGAUUGAGGACAGUAACGACGAAGAAUACGUUCCGGAGGACGGACUGGUCGCGUGCCCGAUUUGCAGCCGGAGGAUGAAGAAUGAAGCCGUUUUUCGACAUCUGGAUACCUGCACCGGCGAGCCGGUACCACCAAAACAGUUGAACUUUGGAUCGUUACAGCCCAUGUCGCCGGCGUCGCGGAGAUCAAAAGAUUUCAUGAACAAGCCGCCCGAACGACUCCCGAUAAUAAAUUAUUCUCUAUUGAAAGAUACUGUGCUCCGGAAAAAGUUAAAAGAUUUGGGUAUACCGAACACGGGCCCGCGGCCCCUCCUGCAACGACGCCACACCGAGUGGAUGAAUCUAUGGAAUGCCAACUGCGACUCCAAAACGCCGAAGUCCAAACGAGAAUUGCUGAGGGAACUGGAUAUUUGGGAACGUACGCAAGGCGGCCAAGCACAGCCAUCGGGGGACAUUACCGAUACCGUAAUGCGCAAGGAUUUCGAUGCGACAGCAUGGUCAACGAAUCAUGAAGAUGACUUUAAGCGGCUGAUUGCGAAUGCGCGAAAGAAAGCCGGGGCCCAGGCGCGCACAACGAUAGCGCAAGCACCUGCAGACACGAACCAGCCUCCUACUGUGCCCAUUAUCGAAGCCACCAUCGCGACAGAAGAUGUUCAGCCAGUGGACAAGUUGCCCGUAGCGGACGAACCCGUAAGCGUCGCAGAAAACGGGGUCCAGGGAUUCCAGGGGCCAAGUGAUUUCCAGAUGAGCAACACGAACAGUUAA
Molecule: messenger RNA, 1336 nt
Organism: Aspergillus ibericus CBS 121593
Lineage: Eukaryota; Fungi; Ascomycota; Eurotiomycetes; Eurotiales; Aspergillaceae
Gene: rad18
Product: E3 ubiquitin-protein ligase RAD18
Exons: 3
Coding region: 98-1336 (412 amino acids)
Biological process (GO): protein monoubiquitination; DNA damage tolerance
Cellular component (GO): Rad6-Rad18 complex; nucleus
Molecular function (GO): single-stranded DNA binding; ubiquitin protein ligase activity
Source: RefSeq, a predicted model, not a curated record